UGUUGAUAUAUACUAGUUUAAACUGCAUUUAAGGUCAAGGACAUUGUUUGUUCUAUCUAUAUAUGAGAAAUAGUUGAAUCAGAUCUCUAGCAAACAAAGCAUUUAAGGUCAGUAAUUGCUUGCUAAUAUGAUUCUAUCCAUUUCAUGUAAUCUUUUAAUUUAUAAUAUCUGCUGUAAUUACUCUGCUUAUUGAUUCCAAUUAAUACAGGAAAAACUUUUAAGAUUUAUCGACAUGCAUGUUUUUAACGAAGAAUAUUUAUGAAGAGUCCAAUACCUCUGUUUUGUUAACAAGUUGAAGGGUGCAGCAGAAAAAGCAAUGUCAAACAAUACUCCUAAAUCAAAGUUUGAUGUUUUUGUAAGCUUUAGGGGAAAUGAUGUCCGCGACGGCUUUCUUGGCAAAUUGUAUGAGGCUUUUAUUCGAAAACAAAUAAAUAUCUUUGUUGAUUACAAACUUAAGAAAGGAGAUGACAUAUCACAUUCACUUGGUGAAGCAAUUGAAGGAUCAUCCAUUUCAUUGGUCAUAUUCUCUGAAAACUAUGCUUCUUCACAUUGGUGUUUAGAAGAACUUGUAAAAAUAAUUGAGUGCAGAGAGAAAUAUGGACAACUUGUAAUACCUAUUUUCUACGAGGUAGAUCCUACAAAUGUACGAUAUCAAAAGAAGAGUUAUGAAAAUGCAUUUGUUAAACUUGAAAAAAGGUAUAAUUCAUCUGAGGUUAAGAUAUGGAGACACACUUUGAAAAUAUCAGCUAAUUUGGUGGGAUUUACAUCAUCAAGUUUCCGGAAUGAUGCUGAGCUGCUGGAAGAAAUCACCAAUUUUGUGUUGAUGAGUUUGGGUAAGUACUCAAAAGGACUUAUUGGAAUGGACAAACCAAUUGCACAUUUGAAUUCAUUGUUAAACAAAGAGUCGGGAAAGGUCCGUGUUAUUGGAAUUUGGGGUAUGGGCGGUAUUGGCAAGACAACUAUUGCAAAAGAAUUAUUUGACCAAAUUUGUUCUGAAUAUGAUGGUUGUUGUUUUAUGUCAAAUGUGAGUUUGGGAUUACAAAGUCGUGGAAUAACAUUUUUAAAAGAAAUGCUUUUUUCUAACCUAUUAAAUGAAGAUGUGAAAAUCGAUUCAUCAAAUGGGUUGUCUAAUAAUAUUCAUAGAAGGAUUGACCGUAUGAAGGUUCUUAUUGUUCUUGAUGAUAUUAAGGAAGAAGGUCUGCUAGAGAUGUUAUUUGGAACUCUUGAUUGGUUUCGAUCCGAUAGUAGAAUCAUUGUAACAUCUAGAGAUAAGCAAGUACUUAUUGCUAAUGAAGUUGAUGAUGAUGAUGUAUAUGAAGUUGGGGUAUUGAAUUCUAGCGAUGCACUUGCGCUUUUCAAUUUGAAUGCCUUUAAAGAAAGUCAUCUUGAAAUUAAGUACUACGAUCUAUCAAAGAAGGUGGUCGAUUAUGCCAAAGGAAUUCCAUUAGUUCUUAAAGUUUUGGGUCAUAUGUUUCGUGGAAAACAUAAUAAGAAAACGUGGGUUUAUCAACUAGAAAAACUGGAAAAAGUGCCAAUUCAAGAAAUUGAUAAAGUAAUGAGACUCAGUUAUGAUGAUCUUGAUCUCUUAGAGCAAAAGUAUUUUUUAGAUAUUGCAUGUUUCUUCAAUGGGUUGAAUUUGAAAGUGGAUUACAUGAAACUUUUAUUGAAAGAUUAUGAAAGUGAUAAUUCAGUGGCCGUUGGGUUAGAAAGGUUGAAAGAUAAAGCUCUUAUUACUAUUUCUGAAGAUAAUGUAAUAUCUAUGCAUGACUUUCAACAAAAGAUGGGUCGGGAGGUUGUUCGCCUAGAAUCUAUUAAAGACCCUAGUAAACAAAGUCGGUUAUGGGAUCCUGAUGACAUUUGCUAUGUAUUGGAAAAUGACAAGGGUACUGAUGCUAUUAGAAGCAUACGUGUAAACUUGUCAUCAGUUUGGAUGCUGAAGUUAAGCCCUCAUGUAUUUGCUAAGAUGACCAACCUGAAAUUUUUGAAUUUUUUUGGUGGGUACGAUAAUGACUGUUUGGAUCUUCUUCCUCGAGGGCUUCAAUCUUUUCCAAAUGAUCUAAGAUAUCUUCGUUGGGUAUGUUACCCUCUAAAAUCAUUCCCAGAGAACUUUUCUGCAGAGAAUCUUGUUAUAUUGAACUUGCGUUAUAGUAAAGUGGAAAAGCUUUGGUGUGGAGUACAGCCGGAUCUAGUUAAUUUAAAAGAAGUUAAACUAUCACAUUCAGGAUUCUUGAAGGAGUUACCUAACUUUUCAAAAGCUGAAAAUCUGAAUGUAUUGCAUAUUGAAGAUUGUCCUCAGUUGGAAAGUGUCCAUCCAUCUAUUUUCUGUCCUGGCAAGCUUGUGAAACUCUACUUGUUCACUAUAAGUCACUGAAUGCUGUAUUGUUCCCUUCAACAGUUGCUGGACAAUUAAAGGAAAACAAGAAAAUGAUUAACUUUUGGAAUUGCUUGAAUUGAACUUUGAAGAACUUUCUCUCAUACAUAUUUGGUUGAAUCUACAGAUUAAUUAGAUGAUGUUUGCAUAUCAACAUUUAUCGACACUGGAACAUAAGUAUGAUGAAAGUUAUGUUGAAAGAUUACUUUGCUUCUUAUCAAGCAUUCAAUUCUUCUUAUCAAGCACCGUAUGUUUAUUCUGGAAGUAGUGUUCCAUAGUGGUUGGAGUACAAGACAACAAAGGAUUGUUGAUCUUUCCCCACCUCAUCUCUGCCCUUUGUUGGGCUUAGUUUUUUUGUUUCAUUCUUGCUGAAGGAUCCAAAUAUUGUGAGCAAAUUGAAUCAAACAUCGCUGCAUUUGAUAUUGGACUAUUACUUUUUUUAUUCAA
Medicago truncatula (barrel medic) is the source of this 2818-nucleotide messenger RNA. Its product is annotated as disease resistance protein RPV1. The coding region runs from base 317 to 2371 and encodes 684 amino acids. Gene Ontology annotation, molecular function: ADP binding. The transcript has 4 exons. Gene Ontology annotation, biological process: signal transduction; defense response. The record is from RefSeq and is a predicted model, not a curated record. Lineage: Eukaryota; Viridiplantae; Streptophyta; Magnoliopsida; Fabales; Fabaceae.